GUGUUUGUAGAUUCUGUCUUUUCCUUUAUUGGGUCAUGCUUUAAAUUUCAAGAUUCUAGUUUUAUUUACUUCAAAAAAGGUGCUGAGUGAGGUCUAUUCAUACUUGGAACAACGAAAGAACAUUGUUCUUUUAUAGCUGUUGCGGCUUUUAAGAAUUUGAGAGGAGACAGUUCUGUUUAUCUAGGAUAUGCAAUAUGAGGGACAAUGGUAACAUCUCUGAAUACCGGGAUAAAUUGGAUCAGACGUUGUCGUCUCAUGAUCUUGUGAAUGAUGAUUUACUUAAGAACCUUGUCAAGAAUCAAAUGCUACGCUCGUCAGAAUGUGGUCUUCAAGAAUGUAGUGACAAUUUGGUAGAGAGAAGAACCAAGGAAAUGGCAAACUUCCUAAGCAUGUUAAGGAGUACAUCUGUAACUGAUAGCGAGAAGGCAAAAUCUUCUGAAGCAGCAUGCGGUGUUUGGAAAAUUAAACAAGAUACUGAAGACUACCGUGUUAUGUAUCGAGAGGGACCGGAAGGAACUCCCUUCCAUACCCUCCUUGUCGAAGGCUAUGUCGAUGGCCCAUCAGAUGUUUGUUUAUGCAUCUCGUGGGGGGCAGAGUUCUACAAUAAAUGGUGGCCGCAAACUACAAUUCCAACAUUUAAGGUUGCAGCCUCGGAGUGCGUGCAGAAGAUCAGAGAGGGUGAACAAAUAUGUUUAGUAAGGAUGAAGCUUUCAUGGCCAUUGUCGACAAGGGAGGCCCUCGUACAUUUCUUUGUAUUUGAAUACCUUCAAGAUGGUCUAAUAGUAGUGCUUCUGAAUUCGAUUUCUGACGUAGAUAGUGUAGAUAGAAGUACUCAUGGGUACUCGAAAGACGGAAUACCACUCCCACAAGAUGUAGUACGCAUUGACGUGGUGGGAGGUUUUGCUAUCCAGAAAGUCACUGAUAAUCGUAGCUACUUCAGGACAAUAGCAAACAUGGAUAUCAAACUGGACUUUAUUCCUCCUUCGCUCAUCAAUUUCAUCUCAAGGCAGCUCGUAGGUGCCGGUUUCAAGCUUUAUAAAAAGGAAGUAGCUUCAGUUACCAAAGGUGACCAAGAUUUCAGCAACGUUCUAAAAGAUACACUAUAUGCUCGAAUACGAAAAGCACUUUAUUCAGAUAAUAUACCUAAUGGCGAUGCGACUUUGGAACAGAAGAAAGAUGUGUGUCAUCUGGACAAAGAGAAAAGAAAUGGCAAAGAAGCACGUGUUAUCCUCGAUGAAGGGACAAGAGAUGAUAGUGGAUCUUCGGGACUGCAAAAAGACUUCAAGAAAGAUGCAUCUCUUCAACUCGACGAACGGAAAAGUGAUGAUAAUGGUACUUUAGAACUCCUAGACAUGAUAAGAGACGUCUAUGUUCACCCGGAUCAAGUAACGAGAACAAACGUUGAAGAUAAAAGCCCCGAGAAGAAGGUGCAUUUUGAUAAUGGUUUAAUCAGUUCAUCGGAGCAGGACAACGUUGUGGUUAAAGACAACAAAGUUCACAGUGAAAUAGAGGAAAUUAAUGAAGACACAACUGAAUCGACUGUAAGUUUAGACAAGAAUGACAUGAAACUCCGCGAUUCUCCUGCUAAUCAACUCGUAAAUGUGCCUGCUAACAACAAGAAGGUUGUGAUUAGCUCUGAGGUCCGACAAGCACUGGGAACUUUGGAGAAGGCUAUUUCUAUCAUAAGGGAUUUCGAACAUAAUUUGGAAAUUAGAUCUGUUUCCGGAAACACUACUGUUAAAUCUUUAGGUGUAGAGGAGGAUGGACGGAAAGACUCAAAAUCAUCAGAAACUGAUCGAAUUCAUGGAAGUGUUGUAGCUCGUGCUGAAUCACCCGAAAAAGAAUUGUCAGAGGCGACACUUAACGAACAAAGGACCAGCUCUGCUAGUCAUAGCUCCAGGGGUGCGAGCAACAUAAGUUCCGAGGACACUUUAUCUUUUGUUUGAACGGCAUGAUUUGAUGAUAACGCCUUUGAUCAUAUGCUCAACGAGUUUUUCUCCAGGCGUACAAGUUUUAGUUUGUGCACGAGGGAAGCUAACCACAUCAAGAAGGUUGCUCCUGCAUCACCAGGCGACGCACCACACGCUGCUGCACGUACCUCAGUAGACCAGUCGAAGGAAGAUAAUGUCGCGUCUGUCCAUGCAGAUACCGUCCCCGGUAAAAAGAAUGGUAAAAGAAAAAGAAAGCUACCAUUUUACUGCUGCCUGUAUUUUCAAGACAAGUCAAGAGUUGAUAAAGAGUAACAAGUUUUGUUCAUAGGAAAGCAACUAUAGUUAUUAAAGAUGUAAAAUAAGGUCAAUUCUAGGUUGUUUUGUAUCUAUUGUUGCUCGAACCCUCCAGAAAUGUUGUCGCACCCGUGGUGGACCCUCCGAAAUUCAAUAGAUUUUGCAGGAUCUGACACACAACCGACACUUUCUUUUGGAAGACUCCGAGCAGCAUAGUUUUGUGUAACAUAGUUUUGAAGGGAGCCUUGUAGUAACUGGUGAAGUUACUCCCAUGUUAAACGUUACGAGUUCAAGCCUUGGAAACAGCCUCUGGCAUAAAUGCAAGGUAAGGUUGCGUACAGUAAUACGGGAGCUUUAGUGCAUCAGGCUGCCCUUUUUACAAUGUAACUAAACAUGCUCAUAUUUAUAAGUGAUUUUUACGCAGUUA
Messenger RNA from Capsicum annuum, 2652 nucleotides. RefSeq lists its product as uncharacterized. The transcript has 11 exons. Bases 195 to 1946 code for a protein of 583 amino acids. The record is from RefSeq and is a predicted model, not a curated record. Lineage: Eukaryota; Viridiplantae; Streptophyta; Magnoliopsida; Solanales; Solanaceae.